Ostrea edulis (European flat oyster) is the source of this 1618-nucleotide messenger RNA. RefSeq lists its product as uncharacterized. NCBI's taxonomy places the organism in Eukaryota, Metazoa, Mollusca, Bivalvia, Ostreida, Ostreidae. The record is from RefSeq and is a predicted model, not a curated record. The transcript is spliced from 9 exons. The coding region runs from base 364 to 1602 and encodes 412 amino acids.
GAUGGGUAAACGUAUAUCAAAGAUAUUGCCCAAACAAUAUGCCCCUGAAACUAAUUUCUGUAUAACAUGCUUGCGUUGGGUCUUGGUAAUUUAGCACUUUGUGAACAUAAGCAAGGGCUGAUAAAUAUGUUGAAAUGGACCUAGGGGAAAAAGAGUCGGAGAAAAGAUGAGCUACAAAGAGAGCCACCAGCGAAGUGCUCAGGGGUAGUUCACAAGACAUUCCAUAUUUACUACAAAACGACAAGAGCGUCCUCCAAGCUCUAUAGGGCGAGAAAGCGGAAGUGCGUAAUUUGACGAGAUUGAACGAGAUUUUAGCUACUGGAGAUAAACAAAUCCACGUGGUAACGGUAAAUAGAUAACAGGAUGGCAUUUUCCAUCCUAUAUUGGUUGAAUUACGUGUCUGGAACCAAAAAACUUCAUCAAAAGUCCGAGUUAGCGGUAAAAGCAGACCAUGUACUAAAGUUUAUGUUCGAUCCCGAACUUAAUUACGCCCAGGGAAGAGUUCACGCCAGUAUGAGAGACAGAAGUUACCACGUCAGUGUCACAUUAGGGGAUAAUCACACAGUUUCUGACAGCAUAUGUGAUUGUGUGAACGGGCAGGAUAAAUGUCACCACAAGGCAUCUCUCCUUUUAUAUGGCUAUAAGAAUGUUAGCAAGACGGAUGUGAGGACUUCUUGGAUCCAGCAUCCUAAGAAAGCACCACCAAAGAAAACAACCACUAUGGAUGAGCUUUUUCCACCUUCACAAAAAGUGGCCAAUUACAGCUAUGCUGUGGAUAGUGUCAAAAGAACCCCCAUUUAUGUAGAAGAUUUAUUGCUGGGAGAAGCUUACACUAGUGCUACAGACAAGAUACAGUGGUUGAAGACAAAUCUUGCUAUCCAAAGGGAGAAAAUAGAGCAGGUUGCACAAUUGACUGUUGGGCAGAGGAACAACCAUCUUUGGGCUUUGGUCAGGAAAAACCGCUUAACUGCAUCCAACUUUGGUAAAGUGCUUGCUGCUAUCCGACGAAAUAGGUUUCCUCCAUCAUUAUUCAAACAGGUUCUGGGCUCUUAUGAUUUGUCAACAAAAGAUGCCAUUCUAUGGGGUAUCAACAAUGAGUCAGUUGCCAAAGCAAAGUAUUGCUCAUACGGUGAUGCAGUUGUUGAAGAAACAGGGGUGUGGCUACAUGAAAGUGGUGUUUUAGGGGCAAGUCCUGAUGGGAUUAUCCGCCGUGCAGCAACGCAUAAAUAUAACCAUCAAGUAGCUCAACUGACAGACAUACUGGAGACAAUGAAAUUGAUGUCAGAUAUUUUGGAAGUUAAAUGUCCUUUCAGUGCCAGGAAUAUGACUAUUCCUGAGGCCAUUUUAUCAAUCAAAGACUUCUGUUUAGACUUCCAGGUUCAUGAUGGCAGACAGAUGUACAAGCUAAAGGAAGAUCACAUCUAUUACAAUCAAGUACAGGGACAGCUACAUAUUCAGAACAAAUCCGCCUGUGACUUUGUUGUGUGGACCACCAAGGACAUUGCCAUAGUUAGGGUUCUUCAAGACAGUGCAUGGGACCAGAACAUUGCAAAACUUAUUGACUUUUACUUCACUCAAAUAAUCCCCAUUGUUCAGAAGUAAAAUGUCAGUUUAUUUA